Molecule: messenger RNA, 720 nt
Organism: Prunus armeniaca (apricot)
Lineage: Eukaryota; Viridiplantae; Streptophyta; Magnoliopsida; Rosales; Rosaceae
Source: the annotation of a GenBank genome assembly
AUGCUUUUUGCCAAGCUAGUUGUGGCCAUAGACUAUCCUGUGAGCAAAUGGGAAGCUGCUUCUGUGGAUGAGUAUCUCAAAUACAGUUUGAAUUUGUUGGAGCUUUGCAAUUCCAUUAGUUCCUCUUUGUCUCAUCUUGGGAAGGCUAGGCUUUCACUAGCUCAUGCUUUGAGCCUUGUGGAGAAUUCAUCACUUUCUUUGGCUUUAAAGCAUCUGAAGCCAAUCCAACCAAAGGUUUUGAACAAGGAACUCAGAUUCCAAGGAAAUGAAGAGAUUGGGAAACCAAGGUGUUCCAAUAUUAGCAAGCAAGCUGUUAUUGAUCAAGCUUUGGUGGUUAUGCAGGGUAUGGUAUUUUGGGUAUGUGGGAUUUUAAUGUCUGGCUUAGUUGGGGAAGCCAAGCCAUACUUGGAGAUGAGAAGUUCAGGUGGAAGGUUUGUUGAUUCAUGGCUUCCUGGAUUGGAUUUGAGAGCAAGUGAAGUAAUUGUGGAGAGAAAUGGUGUGUUGAAAGAGGUGAAAGAGCUUGAUGAUGCAGUGGCUGGCCUUGCUGCUGCUAUUGGAACUGGAAAAAGCAGUGAUGAAGCAGCUGAGGAAUUAAGGAGAAGAUUAGAGGUGUUUGAGAAGUUGGUGGAGGGUUUUGGGAAAGAGGUGGAUUGUCUCUUCAAUAAGGUUUUGGCUGGGAGAAAUCAAUUGCUCAAUGGCCUUGGACAGCAAAAGCAGUAG